AUGAGUCGAAGCACCCAGGGUUGCUGGACUUGCAGGGUCCGACAUAAGAAAUGCGAUGAAACGCGGCCUUAUUGUCGAGCCUGCACCUCGCGAAACGUCCAGUGUCACGGAUACGACAGGCCAGAGUGGUUAGACAGCGGUCCACGAGAGCAGGAAUAUCGCAAUAAGAUUAAGCGUGCUAUCAACAGGAACUUCAAGUUGAAAAAGAGAGGCCUGCCUCAGUCGACUCUUGCAGGUGACAGGUGUCUCACGAGUAGUGGUACUGGAGACGUCGGCGAUGUCUCUGAGGCACACCGAGCACGGUCUCGUGCGACCGAGUCACUACAGGGGCCGACAGGGCUUAAAACUCAAGCACACGCCCAGUCACCUACAAAGAGGGUCCCCUUGACAUGGAAUCCUCUAGAGCAGAGCAUGGCCUCACCUGGGGCAAGCCUGCUGAGUUCCCGCGAUGCAGAACUGUUGAUGCACUACUUCGACCACGUCUUCCCACUGCAGUUUCGCUUUCACCCCCGUGAUCUCAAUCGUGGCUGGCUGUUGUGGUUGCUGAUCAGGACCGGGCCGCUGUAUCAUGCAGCACUGAGUUUGAGUGCCCUCCACCAGUUCACUCUACGCUUCCAUGGCGAAGGUGAUAAGUUUGAGGAGUUGACCCUGUAUCAUACCAAUGCUCUGCGUGACUUGCAACUUUUCUUACAGCAGACCCAGCAAGGUGGAGGCUUCAAUGAUAGAUCAGGGCAAAUUGAAAUCCUGGCGUGUGGAGUCUCCUUGAUCAGCUUUGAACUAUUUCGAGGCGGCGUGAGUGAUUGGCAACCUCACUUGCAAGCCCUCGCAUCCAUUGUCGCAUCUCUCCAACACAACACGGGCACGGACACUUCGAGAUCGAGACGGUCAGAACCAUCCUUGCGGCAGGGGGAAGAGACUGCGGAGAUUGGGGAUUCAGCUCUGCCUUUCUUGACGGCUGUUGUCUUAUGGUUUGACAUAGUCUCCUGCGCAUCUACAGGUCUAACGCCGCGUUUAUGCUACAAAGUGCUAAUACAAGACGACCAUGUCAAUUUGGAGCAAGUCAUGGGUUGCGAGAAUUGGGCCAUGAUAGCAAUUGCUGAUCUGGCGUCACUCAGCGUCUGGAAGGAGUCUGCUCGACAAGCGAAUAUGCCGAAUGUCAGCGAUCUGCUGACUCGAAGUCAAGAUAUUGAAGCAGAAUUGGAGCAUGGUCUUGCAAGACUCGACAUUCAAGUUCAUCUUGACACAAACACGAUCCGCAGAAAAGGAGCAAGUAUCCCCGAACCUCCCAUCACGCAUACCGUCACCCGAGUAUUUGCAUCUGCGGCACUUGUGCAGUUGCACACCAUCAUGUCCGGAGCCAUUCCCAGUUUGCCGGAAGUUCGUGGUGCAGUGGACAGGACGAUAGGUGCUCUGGAGCAAGUCAGGGAGCUCCAAGACAUGCGUGGUCUGAUAUGGCCAAUAUGCAUAUCGGGAUGUAUGGCAGAGCCUUCACGGCAGGCAUAUUUCGAAACCUUGGUCCGAGAUAUCCUUGGGAACUCAGAACAGGAUUUUGGGAAUUCCGCAACAAUUCUUCGGGUCAUGAAGAAGUGCUGGGAAUCACGUCUCCUUGACGAGGAUCAACAGUGGGACUGGAAAAGAGCAAUGUCUGAAUUAAACAUUUGCGCCCUCCUCGUCUGA
Messenger RNA from Capronia epimyces CBS 606.96, 1677 nucleotides. RefSeq lists its product as uncharacterized. Gene Ontology annotation, biological process: positive regulation of transcription by RNA polymerase II. Gene Ontology annotation, cellular component: nucleus. Gene Ontology annotation, molecular function: DNA-binding transcription factor activity, RNA polymerase II-specific; zinc ion binding; transcription cis-regulatory region binding. The record is from RefSeq and is a predicted model, not a curated record. The transcript has a single exon. The coding region runs from base 1 to 1677 and encodes 558 amino acids. Lineage: Eukaryota; Fungi; Ascomycota; Eurotiomycetes; Chaetothyriales; Herpotrichiellaceae.